Molecule: messenger RNA, 621 nt
Organism: Emys orbicularis (European pond turtle)
Lineage: Eukaryota; Metazoa; Chordata; Testudines; Emydidae
Gene: NME4
Product: NME/NM23 nucleoside diphosphate kinase 4
Exons: 5
Coding region: 1-621 (206 amino acids)
Biological process (GO): UTP biosynthetic process; CTP biosynthetic process; GTP biosynthetic process
Molecular function (GO): nucleoside diphosphate kinase activity
Source: RefSeq, a predicted model, not a curated record
AUGGGCUUCUUCCAGCGCUGCGUGGCCAGGAGCCUCCUGCAAAGACAGCGGAGUCUGUGCGGCUCCACGCCGGGCUCGGAGCGCCUUAAGCCGGAGGCGGCGGCGCCAGCAGCCCGCUCCCUGGGGCCUGGCUCCAGGCGCCCCUACAGCGCCGGGAUCCCCGGGAUCCAGGAGCGGACGCUGGUGGCGGUGAAGCCAGACGGAGUGCAGAGGAGGCUGGUCGGUGACGUGAUCAAGCGCUUUGAGAGGCGCGGAUUCAAGCUAGUUGGCAUGAAGCUGCUCCAGGCCAAUGAGGGGAUCUUGGCAGAACAUUACCAUGAGCUGCGGAGGAAGCCCUUCUACCCAGCACUGAUCCAUUACAUGACCUCAGGCCCAGUGGUUGCCAUGGUAUGGGAAGGUUACAACGUGGUCAGGACUUCCAGGGCCAUGGUAGGAGAUACCGACUCCGCUGAAGCCAAGCCUGGGACGAUCCGGGGAGAUUUCAGCAUCCACAUCAGCAGGAACAUCGUUCACGCCAGUGACUCAGUGGAGACGGCCCAGAGGGAGAUCAGUUUGUGGUUUCACAGCAGCGAGUUGGUGGACUGGGACUGCUGUGACUACAGUAACACUUACCAGCUCUGA